AUCAAUGUAGCCCCACGAAUGAAGAUGAAAUUGUCCCUCGGCCUGUUGAAGUUAAAGUAGAUACUUCAGAUGUCAGCCCUCGGCCUCCUAUGGUGGAAAUGGUUCCCGUUGAAACAGUCCCUGAUGAGGAUAAUGAUGAUGAUGAGAAUGAUGAAACUGCAGAAGAUGUGAUUGCUGGCAAUGUGGAAAAAUUAAAUUGUGAUUCUGCUACGUCUAAACAUGAUGAACAGUUGCCAUCAAAGGAAGAAAGAUCUCUCAGACUGCACACACCAAAAAAAGUCAUUCCAAGGCUGACCCGUGGGGCACAGAGGGAAGAAUUUGCUAGCCUGCCAAAGAUGAACCAGGUUCAAUUCAUCCAGUUGUGGCGUACACUGUAUGACAUAUUUACAGAUUUACCUGAGGAGCAGUACUUGUAUCGAAGUCUGGCAACUGUUGGAACUCUUCUCUUACAGCUUGGAGAAAUUGGAAAAAGACUGCCAGAUACUAAGUUAAAUAGGCCAGAGAAAACCGUGCCUGAGACAGUAGAUACUAAAGCAGACCCAUCUGCAAGCAGCACUGAUGAUUGGUCAAUUACCUUUGAGCAGUUGCUGGCAUCAAUACUAACAGAGCCACCAUUGGUGGAUUUCUUUGAAAGAAUAUAUGACACAACUGAUGCUGUUGCAGCCCUACGGAGUCAGCGCUUGGCAACUAAAGUACCUGCAUCUACCAGCAAACAAUAA
Molecule: messenger RNA, 719 nt
Organism: Candidula unifasciata
Lineage: Eukaryota; Metazoa; Mollusca; Gastropoda; Stylommatophora; Geomitridae
Source: the annotation of a GenBank genome assembly